AUGCCUUUUGCUCGAUCCUUAUUGAAGAUCCCAAUAUUCCUCUUCACUGUUGCCCUGGGUCUCAUCAUUUACCAAGGGUUUGAAUCUUCGUUCCUGACCCGAUCUAUCACAUUGUCCUCCGAAGGGCAAUCUGCAUCGUCCUAUUUUGAGAGCUGGAAAACAUGGUUCUAUCCAUCUCAGUCUAAGGUGACAGGCUCAAAGCAGCCUCUAGGGAAGGAGUGGAAUGUUGUCCACCACCUGGGAGGAAAUGGGCCCUGGAUUGAGAAUGCCGGUGAAGGGACAGCUUCAAAUCUAGGCCCCCCAGAUGGAUGCUCAGUGGAUCAAGUGCAUUUAUUAUCUCGCCAUGGAGAACGAUAUCCAACACCUUCUGCCGGGAGUAGACAUCUCCAGUUUCUGAAGCGAGUGCAAGAGACAGCCCUACCGCUCAAUGGCUCAUUUGAAUUCUUGAAUGACUGGACCUAUUUCUCUAACAACCCCGAAAGAGACUUUGGGGAGUUGAGUAGCACAGGCCCUUACGCUGGAACGCUGGGUGCGUUCACGACUGGUGUCAGACUCAGAACACGAUAUGAGAAUCUGAUCCCGAAAGACAUCCGCACGCGUCUAUGGGCAAGUGACUCGGGCCGUGUAAUUGAUACAGCCCGUCAUUUCGCCUCCGGGUUCUUUGGCCUAGACUGGGAGAGCUCUGGAAAAGCACAGUUACAGAUCAUCCCUGAAUCUUUUGAAAGGGGCGCGGACACUUUGACUCCAGGUGAUACCUGCCUUAAGUAUCUCGAAGAUAGCAUUCUUGGCCAUGACAAUGGUUUGGAGAUGCUUGCGCAGUUCCAGGAAACCUACAUUCCUGCAAUUGCAAACCGCCUGAUCCAAGAGGAUAACAUCGGUCUGAACAACCUUUCCAAUGAGGAUGUUUAUGGUAUGCAGGAGAUGUGUGGGUUCGAGACUAUGGUGCGAGGAACGAGUCCAUGGUGUGAAGUUUUUACCGAGCAGGACUGGUAUAACUUCGAGUAUGCUCGCGAUUUGCUACUUUAUUAUCGUGCGGGGCCGGGGAAUCCAUACGCUGGUGCGAUGGGUUGGCUUUGGUUGAAUGCAACGACUGGACUGCUUCGCGAUGGACCAACGGCUGGAAGCAUAUUCUUGAGUUUUGUACAUGAUGGCGACAUAGCCCCAUUUCUCACGGCACUAGGAAUAUUCACUGGCGAAAAGGAACUUCUUCCCACGACCCAUAUUGCCGCAAACCGUGUAUGGCGCAUUUCUCACAUUCUCCCUAUGGGCGCAAGAGUCACACUUGAACGAUUAUCUUGCUCAUCAGACCACGAGGAUCCAUAUGUUCGAAUCAAUAUCAAUGAUCGGAUCAUACCGUUGCCUUUCUGCAAGUCAGGUCCUGGGGAGUCUUGUCCUCUCAAUCAGUUUGUGGAAUAUAACCUCCCUUUCUUGAGCUUCCACUUCUUCACACCCCUUGACUCCACAUUCACGCAAUCCCUUGACCACAUCCCAUCUACCGUCAUGGAGUACCACUCCGUCCCACCGGAGGAACGCGCCAGAGACGAGGAUGGCAACCUCCUUCCUUGGGGUUAUGUUUACAAAGAUGAAUCUCGCAACCCUCGACGGCCACCUGAAGAAUCUGGACCCUUCGGCAAGAGAAGAAAUGCUCGAUACGAUAAUGCCCGCUCACGAACACGAACUGGAACACCAGCAAAGCGCGAGAACCCCAAUGUCGCCGAGUUCGGUCGGCUAUUCUCACAGCAACAGCAGGACGAGGAGAAAACACACGGCUUGCCCAAGUCAUCAUCGUCAUCCAGUCUUGACAACCCACGGAAGCAAACAGAGAAGGUCGCCACCGAAUGCAUACUCUACGGAUACAAAAACAAGGACAACGAGUGGAAGGUGAUCGACAAAUACGAGCGCAUCUCCCAGGGCAUGAUCUGCGAAGACUACCCUCGCAACGACCCGAGUUCAACGAGCCACUACACUCAGCUAUUGAGCGGAGGCGACGUCGUCAUCCGAAACCUGUCGGCUGAUGCGAAUCGCAAGUCGAAGCGCUAUGCUGGUGGCUACCACUGGAUCAAGGUCACCUACGACUCGACCCAGUCCGCAGACCGCGCAUGCUUCUACUCGCCACAGGAAAUCGAUGGGCACAUGGUCUUCUGCGAGCUGUACAGUGGCCAUGGACCAACCGAAGACGCCCCCAUCCCUGCAGACUCUGCUGCGAGCAGUCGGAUUCGCAAUAAAGCACCGCGCACCUUGACUACCUCGCACUCGACCGCCUUCCUCUCCAACUCCAGCAAAGACCAGGACCGCAUGACAUUGCCUCGAUCAUUUGCCAUGAACAACCUUUCCAGUGUACCAGAUAUUCCAGAGGAUGAAGGACAUUCGGUCGACUCCUCGACGAUCGCUGGUACCGCCGAUGAUACAAUUACAUCCACUGCAACCUCUGCAACUGCCACUGCCACACCCUCGUUCCAGCAAAACAGUUUCAAUACAACAACUUCUUCGUCAACAUGGACGACAGGGGCUUCGUCCAAUAACGAUCGCACCUCAGUCCACCAACGCCGAGCUCCCGCUCAGGCCGAACCCACCCCCGACAACGAAUUCAUGACACAUAUUCCGACCGUCCGCCGUACCAAGCUGCGCCCCAUGCUCGAGGCACUCCCUCCACAGCCAACCAUGACUGAGCGCAUCCUCCGCUCAAUUCCCAUCCUGAGCUGGUUCACAGGUGACAUUGUGGGUGAGGGCCCGCUGCUACGCGAGGACGGCACAUUCGAUUCGGAAAAAUCUGGCAUUUAUUGGAGGUUCUGGUAUACGUUCGAUUAUUUCCUGAAAACGGAUAUGUGCGGACUGAAGGAGGAUAGUUGA
Molecule: messenger RNA, 2850 nt
Organism: Penicillium samsonianum
Lineage: Eukaryota; Fungi; Ascomycota; Eurotiomycetes; Eurotiales; Aspergillaceae
Product: histidine phosphatase family protein
Exons: 6
Coding region: 1-2850 (949 amino acids)
Cellular component (GO): fungal-type cell wall
Molecular function (GO): acid phosphatase activity
Source: RefSeq, a predicted model, not a curated record